GACUAGCCAUCCCGAGCGAGUGUUUACCUGGCCGCCCUUGUCACCUGCGCGUCGUCCAUUUUUCCUCCUUAUUUAGCGUUUUUUGGGCCUUCUUCGGGGCGGCUGCUGCGAUAAUGACCAUGGGAGACCACGCACCCAACGCACCCGUGGCCUCGCUCGUCUACCCGGUGUUAAUCCGCCCAAUACUAGGACAGAUAGAGAAGGAGAAUGUGGCCUCCAGUCAGACCCUCCGUACCGCUCUGAGCAGGGUCGAGGCAUCCCACCCCGGGUUCACCUACGAGCUGGUCAUGGGGUUGGUGCGCAAAGCCGACCUCUCCGUCAACAUGAACGAGUCAGUGCUGCGCCUCCAGGGGUCGGUUAACGAGGCCGAUUCAGCCAGCGACUACCGUGUCACCCGGACGGAAGACGCGUUUCAAGAGCUCAACCGGAAGAGUGCCAACCUGAAACGUAUCCUCUCGCGCAUUCCGGAUGAGAUCACCGACCGCAAGACCUUCCUGGAGACCAUCAAGGAGAUCGCCAGUGCCAUCAAGAAGCUGCUGGACGCCGUGACGGAGGUGUCGCAGUUCAUCCCGGGCAUGCAAGGUAAACAGGCCCUGGAGCACCGCAAGAGGGACUUUGUCAAACACAGCAAGAAGUUCAGCAACACCCUUAAGGAAUACUUCAAGGAGGGACAGGCCAAUGCUGUCUUUGUUAGUGCCACGUACCUCAUACAUCAAACCAACCUCAUCAUGCUGACAGUGAAGGACAAGUGUGAGUGAGUAAGUGAGCGAGAGAGAGAGAGAGAGAGAGAGAGAGAGAGAGAGAGAGAGAGAGAGAGAGAGGUGGAAAUACGAGGGGGUAUCAAAGAGGAAGGAAAAAAGAUUAGAAAGAGAGAGGGAGAAGGAGAAGAGGAGGAGGAACUUAAAAGAGGGUAGGGAAGAGGAAGGAAAAAGAAGAGAGAGAGAGAGAGAGAGAGAGAGAGAGAGAGAGAGAGGAAAAUAAGAAAGUUGGUUGUAGAAAGAAAGGGAAACAGGAGGAGGAAAGAGGAAGGAAAAAAAGAAAAGAGAGGAAAAGGAGAGAGGAGGGAGAGAGAGCUUGUAUUGAAGGAGGAAAAGGAAGAAAUAAAACAAGAUGAGAGAGAGAGAGAGAGAGAGAGAGAGAGAGAGAGAGAGAGAGAGAGAGAGAGAGAGAGAGAGAGAGAG
Messenger RNA from Eriocheir sinensis (Chinese mitten crab), 1181 nucleotides. Its product is annotated as programmed cell death protein 10-like. The coding region runs from base 114 to 758 and encodes 214 amino acids. NCBI's taxonomy places the organism in Eukaryota, Metazoa, Arthropoda, Malacostraca, Decapoda, Varunidae. Gene Ontology annotation, biological process: positive regulation of MAP kinase activity; regulation of Golgi organization. Gene Ontology annotation, cellular component: FAR/SIP/STRIPAK complex; Golgi apparatus. The transcript has 5 exons. Gene Ontology annotation, molecular function: protein kinase binding. The record is from RefSeq and is a predicted model, not a curated record.